AUGAGUAAGAAAAGAAAAUACUUUGCUAUUGCCAACUCAAAAGAUUCAAAAUCAAAAAUUCCUGAUCUGAGAGUUUUAAAUAAAGGAAUUUUAAUGUCUGUUACAGUAAAUAAUAAAAGUCUUACAGCAUAUAGAGAAAUAUCUAGAAUUCUUCUCGAGGAUUCUGAAUGUGAUAAACAGGAAACUCCAAAUUGUUCAUACACUGAUUUGACAGUUGAAGAAAGUAUUGAAUUAGAGUCAAAGAAAUUGAGAAAAGAUGGAUCUAGAUUCAAGCUCAUAGAGAAUAUCUCUAGAUGUUUGGUACUGAUUCAAUUCAAUAGUCCGAACGAUAUACCGUCUGUUAUGGUUGAAAAUCUUAUGAAGAAGGCAUAUGAUCAUAAGACUAUUGGAAAGAAUAAAAAUGAUACUGAAUGUUUAUUAUCAUCCAGGUAUGUCAGUAGGCUCAUCCCAUUAGAUGUUAUUUGCUCGGUAAAAUUAGAUGAAAUUCGUAAAAAUAUAAAAAUUUUGAUAUUAUCAAAUUUCAAUUACGCUUAUUGCUCAGGUUCCAAUUAUGAACAAGAAAUCAUUCCGUUAUCUUGGGCAUGCUAUUAUAAUUCUAGAUACAAUAGCUCUGAUAUUAAGAAACAAGAGAUAUAUGAUUUGGCAUCGGAAUUAAUUUGGGGUCCUGAAGACAAUCCAAAAUACCAAGAAUACAAAAAAUUGUAUCCGGUUAAUCUUGAAAAUCCAAACAAGUCUAUUCUUAUUGAGAUUACCAGAUCUUUCUGUGGAAUUUCAAUUGUUAAAAGCUAUCAUAAAUAUUGCAAAUUCAACCUAAAUAAGAUAUCUGAUAGCUAG
Molecule: messenger RNA, 834 nt
Organism: Cryptosporidium ubiquitum
Lineage: Eukaryota; Apicomplexa; Conoidasida; Eucoccidiorida; Cryptosporidiidae
Exons: 1
Coding region: 1-834 (277 amino acids)
Biological process (GO): tRNA modification
Molecular function (GO): RNA binding
Source: RefSeq, a predicted model, not a curated record